UUGCCCAGUGACAGGAUGGAAGAGCACAAUGGCUCUGCAGAGCCUGCCCUGGCCAGCCAAGGGCGGCAGGGUGCCCUUAAGUGUGGGUGGCUGCGGAAGCAAGGAGGCUUCGUCAAGACCUGGCACACUCGCUGGUUUGUGCUCAAGGGGGACCAGCUUUACUACUUCAAAGAUGAAGAUGAAACCAAGCCCUUGGGUGCCAUCUUUCUGCCUGGCAACAGAGUGCUUGAGCAUCCCUGCAAUGAAGAAAGUCCAGGGAAGUUCCUUUUUGAAGUUGUUCCAGGGGGAGACCGAGAGCGGAUGACAGCUAAUCAUGAGACAUACCUGCUCAUGGCCAGCACCCAGAGCGACAUGGAGGACUGGGUGAGAUCCAUCCGCAGGGUGAUCUGGGCACCCUUCGGAGGAGGUAUCUUUGGGCAGAAGCUGGAGGACACGGUGCGCUAUGAGAAGCGCUUCGGCAGCCGCCUGGCGCCCAUGCUGGUGGAGCAGUGCGUGGACUUCAUCCGGCAGCGGGGGCUGAAGGAGGAGGGCCUCUUCCGCCUGCCAGGGCAGGCCAACCUGGUCAAGGAGUUGCAGGAUGCCUUUGACUGUGGAGAGAAGCCUUCUUUUGACAGCACCACGGAUGUGCACACGGUGGCGUCGCUGCUCAAGCUGUACCUGAGGGAGCUCCCGGAGCCAGUCGUUCCCUAUGCCAAGUAUGAGGAGUUCCUGUCCUGUGCCAAACUGCUCAGCAAGGAGGAGGAGAUGGGCCUUAAAGAACUGGUGAAGCAAGUGAAGAGCCUGCCAGCUGCCAAUUACAAUCUGCUGAAGUAUAUCUGCAGGUUCCUUGAUGAAGUCCAGUCCUACUCAGGCAUCAACAAAAUGAGUGUGCAAAACCUGGCCACCGUUUUUGGCCCCAACAUCCUUCGUCCCAAGGUGGAAGAUCCUCUGACUAUCAUGGAGGGCACGGUAGUAGUCCAGCAGCUCAUGUCAGUGAUGAUCAGCAAGCAUGAGGAGCUGUUUCCCAAGGACACAGACCUGCAGCUGGGACCAGAGGUGUGCAACAACAACAACACCGAAACGCCAAAGAAAGCAGCUGGGGGGCAGCUGCAGAACAAGGAGAACAACAACACCGCCAAGGAGGCUGCCGUGAGGCACUGCUCGUGGGAGAAGCCCGAGUCUCCCCAGAGGGCAAGCCUGGACGGUGAGCCUCAGCCUGCCCUGCCAGGCAGCAAGACAAACAGCCCCAGGAACAGCCUCCAGAAGGCAGAUGUCACCAGAAGCCCUCCGCUGACGGUGAAGAAAAACCCUGCCUUCAACAAGGGCAGCGGCAUCGUCACCAACGGCUCCUUCAGCAGCUCCCUGGAGGGCCCUGAGAAGAGCCAGACCUUGCCCAGCUGCAGCCUGCAGGCCAGGAGAACCUCCUCCAUCAAAGGGGCCGUGACCAAGAUGGGCACACAGAGCGUGCAGAACGGGGGGGCGAGGCUGGGGCUGGUGGGCAGCGAGGGGCACGGCAAUGCCCUGGGCGGCCGCAGCCUGGGCUGGGUCCCCAACGGCUUCGUCACGCUGAGGGACAGCAGGCAGAGGGAAGGCCUGAGCGAGGCAGGCCAGCACAACAGGCUGUCCACCUACGACAAUGUCCACCAGCAGUUCUCCGGGGGGAACUCUGAGGACAAGCAGAGCGUGGACAGCGCCACCUGGUCCACCUCCUCUUGUGAAAUAUCCCUCCCCGAGCACUCCAACUCCUGUCGCUCCUCCACCACCACUUGCCCCGAGCAGGACUUUUAUGUGGGGACCUUUGAAGACUCGGUACUGGAUGGCCCAGCCCAGGAAGACCUCUCUAACCCAGAUGAUUACGAGAACAAAAGUGACAGGAGGAGCGUGGGGGCCCACAGCAGCCGGGCCACCAGCAGCAGCGACAACGGAGAAACGUUUGUGGCCAGCAGCACCAACAACCACAGUGCUCUGCACAGCCUGGUGUCCAGCUUGAAGCAGGAGAUGGCCAAGCAAAAAGUGGAGUAUGAGACAAGGAUAAAAAGCUUGGAGCAGAGGAAUCUCAGCCUGGAGACGGAGAUGCUGGCCCUGCAUGAGGAGCUGGACCAGGAGCGGAAGAAGUUCACCAUGGUGGAGAUCAAGAUGCGCAACGCGGAGCGGGCCAAGGAGGACGCCGAGAAGAGGAAUGCCAUGCUGCAGAAGGAGAUGGAGCAGUUCUUCUCCACCUUUGGAGAGCUGACAGUGGAGUCUCGCAGGCCAGACAGGGGCAACACCAUCUGGAUCCAGUGA
Indicator indicator is the source of this 2262-nucleotide messenger RNA. It is a transcript of the gene ARHGAP24, whose product is annotated as Rho GTPase activating protein 24. Lineage: Eukaryota; Metazoa; Chordata; Aves; Piciformes; Indicatoridae. Gene Ontology annotation, molecular function: GTPase activator activity. The transcript has 9 exons. The record is from RefSeq and is a predicted model, not a curated record. The coding region runs from base 16 to 2262 and encodes 748 amino acids. Gene Ontology annotation, biological process: negative regulation of ruffle assembly; activation of GTPase activity; signal transduction. Gene Ontology annotation, cellular component: focal adhesion.